UGGGGUCCAGGUUUUACCCCCGCUGCAGAAAAACCCUCGGAAAACCUCAAAUCUCUUUGUCGCGGCACACUAGCGAGCAAAAAUGUCAGCUUCUUCUCCCUUCGUCGCUCGAUCUAGGGUUUUAUCUCGCGCCAUUUCAUUAGCAUUCAAGCCUCCCUCAAAGAAACCUUCGAUCCCCUCCGAGUUCUCUCCUUCGCUUUCUCAUCCUGUUCGGCGCUCUUCCAUCCUCUCGAGAUUACCUGUGGCUUCGAGCUGUUUGAUGACGAUGCUGCCGCUUCAUAGCGCGAUUGCUUCUGCUCGUCUGAGAUCGGAAUUGUCUGCGGAGUCUCAGAGCUGGGGUUGGAUCCCUCAAGGACUUGCAAUGCCUUUAUGACGGCAUUGUCUGUUGGCUGAUGGCUCAAGAUGGAGGCUUGCUUGUUUCCUACUUUAAUUCUGAAACUAGUAACAAUUUUGUUUAUUGUAUUACAGAAUGCAAGUCUGGUACUCGCGGAAAUAUUGAUUUUGUUUAUUAGCUUCUUUUUUUUGUUAAGAAUCCUGCCCAGUAUAUCUACAUUUCUGAGACAAGUGAUCAUGGAAAUAACUUCAUUAGUUGGAGUUCUGGGAACCAAGAAAACUGUCAUAAAAUGCCAUACUCUUGUACUGUUUUAUUUAGCGACUGAAUUUGCUGUAUUU
Molecule: messenger RNA, 672 nt
Organism: Asparagus officinalis (garden asparagus)
Lineage: Eukaryota; Viridiplantae; Streptophyta; Magnoliopsida; Asparagales; Asparagaceae
Product: protein NUCLEAR FUSION DEFECTIVE 6, chloroplastic/mitochondrial-like
Exons: 3
Coding region: 83-373 (96 amino acids)
Cellular component (GO): mitochondrion
Source: RefSeq, a predicted model, not a curated record